UCGGGCGGGCGGGGUGCUGAGCUGUGUGUGCUCUGCUCCUGCAAGAGCCGCGGGGGCCGUGGCGCUGGAGCUGGAUCGUGAGCCGGCGCUGCAGCGGGAGUCGGGACCAGUGCCGGUCCGGAUCGGGCUCCAACGAUAUGGGGUCGGCCGACUCCAAGCUGAAUUUCCGAAAGGCGGUGAUCCAGCUCACCACCAAGACGCAGCCCGUGGAAGCCACCGACGAUGCCUUUUGGGACCAGUUCUGGGCAGACACGGCCACCUCGGUGCAGGAUGUCUUUGCGCUGGUGCCAGCGGCGGAGAUCCGGGCAGUGCGGGAGGAGUCGCCCUCCAACCUGGCCACUCUGUGCUACAAGGCUGUGGAGAAGCUGGUGCAGGGAGCCGAGAGCGGCUGCCACUCAGAGAAGGAGAAGCAGAUUGUGCUGAACUGCAGCCGGCUGCUCACCCGCGUGCUGCCCUACAUCUUUGAGGACCCAGACUGGAGGGGCUUCUUCUGGUCCACAGUGCCCGGGGCCGGGCGAGGAGGGGGAGAAGAUGAUGAUGAGAAUGCCCGGCCCCUGGCUGAGUCCCUGCUCCUGGCCAUUGCUGACUUGCUCUUCUGCCCAGAUUUCACUGUCCAGAGCCACCGGAGGAGCACAGUGGACUCAGCAGAAGACGUGCACUCCCUGGACAGCUGCGAAUACAUCUGGGAGGCCGGCGUGGGCUUCGCUCACUCCCCCCAGCCCAACUACAUCCACGACACCAACCGGACGGAACUGCUGAAGCUGCUGCUGACGUGCUUCUCGGAGGCCAUGUACCUGCCCCCAGCCCCGGACAGUGGCAGCACCAACCCGUGGGUGCAGUUCUUUUGUUCCACGGAGAACAGACACGCCCUGCCCCUCUUCACCUCCCUGCUCAACACCGUGUGUGCCUAUGACCCUGUGGGCUACGGGAUCCCCUACAACCACCUGCUCUUCUCCGACUACCGGGAACCCCUGGUGGAGGAGGCUGCCCAAGUUCUCAUCGUCACCCUAGACCACGACAGCGCCACCAGCACCAGCCCCACCAUCGACGGCACCACCACAGGCACUGCCAUGGACGACAUUGAUCCUCCAGGGCCCGAGAACCUGUUUGUAAACUACUUGUCCCGAAUCCACCGUGAGGAGGACUUCCAGUUUAUCCUCAAGGGCACAGCCCGGCUGCUGUCCAACCCCCUGCUCCAGACCUACCUGCCCAACUCCACCAAGAAGAUCCAGUUCCACCAGGAGCUGCUGGUCCUCUUCUGGAAGCUCUGUGACUUCAACAAGAAAUUUCUCUUCUUUGUGCUGAAGAGCAGCGAUGUGCUUGACAUCCUGGUCCCCAUCCUCUACUUCCUCAAUGAUGCCCGAGCAGAUCAGUCUCGGGUGGGCCUGAUGCACAUUGGUGUCUUCAUCCUGCUGCUUCUGAGUGGGGAGCGGAACUUCGGGGUGCGGCUGAACAAGCCCUACUCGGUGCGCGUGCCCAUGGACAUCCCGGUCUUCACGGGCACCCAUGCCGACCUGCUCAUUGUGGUAUUCCACAAGAUCAUCACCAGCGGGCACCAGCGGCUGCAGCCCCUCUUCGAUUGCCUGCUCACGAUCAUAGUCAACGUGUCCCCCUACCUCAAGAGCCUGUCCAUGGUGGCCGCCAACAAACUGCUGCACCUGCUGGAGGCCUUCUCCACCACCUGGUUCCUCUUCUCUGCCUCCCAGAACCACCACCUGGCCUUCUUCCUCCUGGAGGUCUUCAACAACAUCAUCCAGUACCAGUUUGACGGCAACUCCAACUUGGUCUAUGCCAUCAUCCGGAAGCGCAAUGUCUUCCACCAGCUGGCCAACCUGCCCACAGACCCACCUGCCAUCCACAAGGCGCUGCAGCGGCGCCGGCGGGCGCCGGAGCCCUUGUCCCGCACCGGCUCCCAGGAGGGCGCCUCCAUGGAGGGCUCCCGCCCCGCCGCCCCUGCCGAGCCUGGCACCCUCAAGACCAGCCUGGUGGCCACCCCAGGUCUGGCGCUGGGCAUUGACAAGCUGACCGAGAAGUCCCAGGUAUCGGAGGACGGCACCUUGCGGUCCCUGGAGCCGGCACCCCAACAGGGCCCCGCAGAUGGGGGUCCCACUGAGGAGGAGCCCAGCCCGGCCUGGCGGGAGCAGCGGCGACCGUCUAGCGCGUCGGCCAGUGGACAGUGGAGCCCGACGUCGGAGUGGGUCCUGUCCUGGAAGUCGAAGCUGCCGCUGCAGACCAUCAUGAGGUUGCUGCAGGUGCUAGUUCCGCAGGUGGAGAAGAUCUGCAUUGACAAGGGCCUGACGGACGAGUCGGAGAUCCUGAGGUUCCUGCAACAUGGCACCCUGGUGGGGCUGCUGCCUGUGCCACACCCCAUCCUCAUCCGGAAGUACCAGGCCAACUCGGGCACGGCCAUGUGGUUCCGCACCUACAUGUGGGGCGUCAUCUAUCUGAGGAAUGUGGACCCGCCCGUCUGGUACGACACGGAUGUGAAGCUGUUUGAGAUCCAGCGCGUGUGAGGACAGCUGCCUGCAAGGGGCGGGGCCAGGGGAGGGCGGGGCCAGGGGAGGAGCCCUGGCCCCCCAUCCUCCCCGCCCAGAUCCACUGGCCAUGCUGAGCUUUAACUUACUAUGAUCAGGGCUGGGGGCUGGCAGAGUGGCCGAGUCCGAGGUGGCAGGCCCCGGAGGCCCCUCGUGGCUGGGACACUGGCUCUGACCUUCUCCGAACUCCCCCCACCUCCUGGCUCCAGGGCUGCAGGCCCCAGCCCAGGCCCCCACCUCACUCUGCUCCCCCUCAAGCCCUGUUUCUAUCCUGACCCUUGGCGCCCACUUGGCCCCUGUCCUGCUCACCCCCAGAGGCCAUCCGGUCACUGUGCCAUAAGGGGUUGCCCAGGAGGGAGCUGCGGGCUGUCCCAUGAUGCACCCGGGCAGGGUGAGGUGAGCCCAUCCAAGUCUCCUAACUGGACACUACUGGGUCCAGGCCAGCUGGCUGCCGGGGGCCUGAGGAAGGAAGGCACAUGGCCCGGCUGCUUGAGGACAGGGCUGAGGGCUGGCUGACUGCAACAGCCAGACUGGGGGACCCCAUGCAUUUUAGUUAGGGGUUUGGAGUGCAGUGUGGAAGGUGUCCUGCUAUAUUCUCCCAGGUCAAUGGCUGUAGCCUGGCUUCUUCUUACAUCCAGUUACGGGGACAAAAGGAACGAGGAGGGAGAGGCAGCUGUUCAGUCCUCCCCAACCCCACCCACUGCCUGGAGGACUGUGGGGGGGGGCAGGAUGCCACCCCUCUGGCCUCCCCUCCGUCCUCCCAGCCCUGGCCUCUGGCCCUCCCUCACCCACCUGUCAGUACGAUCUUUGCUCUGUACAAUCGGCCUCUUCACACAAUAAACCCCUCUCCAUGCC
Messenger RNA from Artibeus jamaicensis (Jamaican fruit-eating bat), 3389 nucleotides. RefSeq names its product HID1 domain containing (gene HID1). Bases 138 to 2513 code for a protein of 791 amino acids. The transcript has 19 exons. The record is from RefSeq and is a predicted model, not a curated record. NCBI's taxonomy places the organism in Eukaryota, Metazoa, Chordata, Mammalia, Chiroptera, Phyllostomidae. Gene Ontology annotation, cellular component: membrane; Golgi medial cisterna; Golgi trans cisterna.